This is a messenger RNA of Drosophila pseudoobscura, 879 nucleotides long. RefSeq lists its product as uncharacterized. The record is from RefSeq and is a predicted model, not a curated record. The coding region runs from base 415 to 798 and encodes 127 amino acids. The transcript is spliced from 3 exons. Lineage: Eukaryota; Metazoa; Arthropoda; Insecta; Diptera; Drosophilidae.
GACAAAAUUGCAACAUUAAUGACAUUUAUAGACAAAUUUAAUUCUAUUUAUUUUCUAUUUCAGGUACUGGAGGAUCAUCGUCGUCGUCUGGAGCAGUGUGGAUGGCACAGGGCGCAACCGUACGGCGCUGGAUGAGCGCGUGUAUGUGAUGCUGCAGAUCACGAAUCUGCGGCAUCAGAAUUGGCAGAGGCAGGAUCCAGGAGUUGGCGUGAAUGGAGAUGGAGUUUGAUGAGCGACUCUGGUCCGGCCGCCCACGUUGCCUCUACCUGGAGAACUGGGGAUUGACACUGGUCCGGCCAAUCGGGGUACGUUGGCCAGUGGAAAUGGCCGCAGUGGAGAUGGCCGCAAAUGAGUGCAGAUUGGCUGCAUCCAAGUGGCUCUGGUCCGGCCACCCAGGAUGCACUGUCGAUGUAGAUGGAGAUGGAGAUGGCGCGCUGGCCAUUGUCGACUGAAUUGGCUGGCCUCGUCGUUGGAUUGCUGCUGCUGCUGUUUUGUGAUGAAGGCAUGACGUCACGGCCAUCGGUUGACGGCAGCGUUGUCGGAGGGGUGUCCAAAUUAGGCCCAACUUGCAACAAAAUGUUGCGGUUGGUGGCGAGGCAGGUACUGGAGAGGCUGAUCUGUGAGUGUAUUGACAGCGGCAGCCUGGAUGUUGAUGGCGACGGCGAUAGGGCCUUCAAAUUUCGCCCAUUUGGCAGGGGUUGGAUGGCGAAACUGGUGUGGCAACUGCUGGAGAGGCAGCUCUAUCGGAGGCGUGGCAGCGGCAGCCUGUGGUCUGGAUGUUGUUGGCGACGGCGAUAGGGCCUUCAAAUUUCGCCCAUUUGGCAGGAAUUGGAUGGCGAAAUUGGUGUGGCAACUGCUGGAGAGGCAGCUCUAUCGGAG